UGCCCUAUAAAACUCUACUCCAUUCAAUGAACUUUUUUGUUUGGACGAACUCUCUGUUUCCUCACCAUCUUCACCCACUCCCUCUGCUUCACAGCUUUCCUGUUACUUCUUCGCUCUCGACAACUAACUUGGGCAACGAUUUAUGGCACCAUCAACAGCAUCAUUUGACCGGAUUGGAUACUGGUCCCCGAACACGGCCUCGGUGGACUGGUGUGAGAACAAUUAUGUGGUCAGUUACUACGUCGCAGAGUUCUGGAAUACAGUCUCCAGCUUGUUCAUUGUGCUUUUGGGGGAACUAGGGCUGUAUCUGUGUCCGACCAAAGAGCGUCGCUUCAAAGUUGCGUUCAGGACCAUCAGCAUCGUAGGAAUCGGAUCGACACUCUUUCAUGGAACACUUCGGCACAAAAUGCAGCUCCUUGAUGAACUACCAAUGAUCUAUGCAGCAACAGCACUCGUAUUCAUCUCUGUAGAGUCCAAGAAUGGACCUCAAGGCCGCUGGUUCCCUGUGAGCCUUGCAGCUUGGCUUGCUUUGACAACCAUCUUCGUCUCGGUCACUGGCGGCAAGAUCCAAUUCUACACAUUCCAGGCAUCUUUUGGCGUCCUUCAACUCAUCAUCGUCUACUAUACUACCACCUUACACCUUCAACAAAGUGCCCAAGCCCUAGCCCGCGGCAGCAAGUCCGAGUCAACUUGGCUGAUCCAGCGCGCCUUGGGUAUCUAUUUCUUCGCGGUCGCCAUAUGGUUGAUUGACCUGCAUCUCUGUGAAUUUGUCAAUGGCGUCGGGCCCCAAUCAAUCCUGAAGUGGAACCCGCAGUUUCAUGCCUGGUGGCACGUCUUCUCCAUUGUUGGCGUCUACUUCUCCACAUUGUUGGUUGCUUAUCAACACUAUGUCGCCAGGGGUCUUCAGCCAGCCGUCUAUCUUUGGAGGGGCUUUGCACCAGCCUUGACGCUUGAUCCCGUCGGACAAAAGAAGGCUGCCAAGCUGCAUUAAUUAGCCGUAUAAUUUUUGUUAAAAAAAA
Gamsiella multidivaricata is the source of this 1019-nucleotide messenger RNA. Its product is annotated as alkaline phytoceramidase family protein. Bases 143 to 991 code for a protein of 282 amino acids. The transcript is spliced from 4 exons. Lineage: Eukaryota; Fungi; Mortierellomycota; Mortierellomycetes; Mortierellales; Mortierellaceae. The record is from RefSeq and is a predicted model, not a curated record. Gene Ontology annotation, cellular component: endoplasmic reticulum membrane. Gene Ontology annotation, biological process: ceramide biosynthetic process; ceramide catabolic process.